ACAAAAAUAACAACAACAGCUUCCGCUACUACUACUACUGCUACUACAACAAGUACAUAUAAAACAACAACAUUGGCAAAUAAUAUAUUGAAACCAGAAAUUCUUGAAUCAUUACAUAAAUCAGAAUAUUUUCCUAAAACAAGACAUCGCUGGAAUACGAAUGAAGAGAUUGCCGCAUUAUUAAUAUCGAUUGAUCAACAUGAAAAAUGGCUUUCCGAAGAAGUUAAAUUAAGACCUAAAAGUGGAUCAAUGCUACUUUAUUCACGUAAACAUGUACGUUAUCGUCGUGAUGGUUAUUGUUGGAAAAAACGAAAAGAUGGCAAAACAACACGUGAAGAUCAUAUGAAAUUAAAAGUGCAAGGUAUCGAAUGUAUUUAUGGUUGUUAUGUACAUUCAGCUAUAUUGCCUACAUUUCAUCGUCGGUGUUAUUGGUUAUUACAGAAUCCAGAUAUCGUACUUGUCCACUAUUUAAACGUACCAUUUAAUGAUGAUAAUAAAAUCAUUUCCCCAUCGCUAAAUUCAUUGAUUGAUACACGUAAAGAAUGGACACGUGAAGAUCUUGUAAUGGAAUUGAAGCCAAUGUUUUUCACUGUAAAUGAAAAAGAAAAUGGUGAAAUUGGCGAUGAACUAGAAAGAUCAACGAUGGAUACAAUAGAAACAAUUGUACAGCAAUUACUGAUGAAACAACGUGUACGAUUAAAAACAUUGGAAGAGUCAAAUUUAACAACAACAGCGACUACAGCGACUGCCACAGCAACAACGACACCUACAAUCGCUAAAUCAUCGAUACCAAAUGAUUUAUUUUCGAUGCGUACGAUAUCAUCAACAUCAAAUGUUAAUAAAAAUUUAAAUUUAAAUAAUGAUUCAACACUAAUCAAACGGCAACAACAACAAAUCAAAACACAUCAAAUAUUUACUAGUCUUUCAUCUGGACAAAUUAUGGAUGCACAAACAUUGACUAAAAAAUCCACAUCAUCAUCAUCAUCAUCACCAUCAGCAGCAAUGUUGAAUCAAUCAGAUACGAAUAACGAAUUGAUUGAUAUCAAUGGAAAUUCCGGUGGCUUACAAAUGGGCAAUGUUUCGAAUUCUUUAACGAAUACAGUUCAGCUAGUGCAAUUGACAUCUGCAAAUACAGCAAUGUGCCAAUUAACUAGUGCUGUUGCUACAGCUUCUCAUGGCGCUGAUCAUCAUCAUGGUCUACAUCAUCAUCAUUCACAGCAUCAUCAUCAUUUUCAACGACAAAAACAACAACCAAAUUUGGUCACAUUUGAACGAGCUUCAUCAAUAAAUCAACCAUCAACAUUACUAUCACAACAACAACAACAACAACAAUCACAAUUGAUAUUGAACAUGUCACAGAUACAAUCUAGUUUUAUAAUACUCAAUCAGAAUAAUUCCAAUAAUGAUAAUUCAAAUUUACAACAACCACAACAACAACAUCAUCAACAAAUUAAUUUAUCUACCAAUGGACAACAACAACAACAACAACAACAAUCGAAUAAUUCUGGUCCAAUAACGUUUGUUGCAUAUCGUCAUCGUACAGGUUCUAUGAAUUCAACAAUGAUGUUGACACCAACAACAAAUGAAACAUCUAAAUUAUCAAAACAGCAGCAGCAAUCAAUUUGUACAUUUAAAGUGCCCAUUAAUGUUGGAAUUCAACAACAACAACAACAACAACAACAACGAAAACAACCAGAUAAUAAUCAAAUGUUUUGUGCGUUGACAAAUACCAAAAAUUCUGUGAUGACGCCAAUUUUUACAAAUACUACUAUUAAUGGAUCGAAUGACAAUAAUAAAAACACAUCGGCAUCAAAUACAACAACAACGACGACGACGAUGCAAACAUUAUCCAAUGAUAAUGAUGAUGAUGACAUUACAAUGGCUGAAAUUGAAAUGGAUACAUUGAACGAAUUGGGUGGAGGUACUUUUCAUCAUUUAGAUGAUGAAGAAUCAAUGUUAAUCUGUGCGAGUAACGCAUCGACACCUGAACAUCAUUUAUUGGGGCAUAAUACUACUCAUAAAAAUCUCAAUCAUUUAAUCAUCACUGGUAAUGGCAAUUAUCUAAAUCAUCAACAUCCACAUCAUCAUCGUCAUCAUUGUUUAGAUUCAAAAUUAUCAUUUCCGGAUUCAUUAUCAAUGAAUACUACUGCACAUCGAACGAAUGAUGAUGAUGAGAAUAAUUUUGAUUCAUUUGAUACAUUAUUCGAUAUUGACAAUGACAAUAGUUUGAUGAAUUGUUUGCAAAUGGUGGAUACAAAUAAUCAUCAUUCAUCUUCAUCAACAUCGAUAAAUUCUGUAACAAAUACAUCAAAUGUAAUGAAUGAUCAUUUGAUGUCUAAACAACAACAGCAACAAUCUAGUCAUCAUCAUCAUCAUCAUCCACAUAUAAUUGGUCGUGAUAGUUUGAUCAAUUCAGUAAAUUAUAACAACAACAAUAAUAAUAAUAAUAGUAGUAAUCGAUUAGCCUUGUUACAUGAUGAUCAUCACAAUUCAUUCAUAAUUUCAGAUACUCAAAAUCAACAUUUAAAUCUUAAUCUAUUGAAUCAGACUACUAGACCGUCAGAAUAUCAUGAUGAUUCAACAUUGAAACAACAUGGUCAUUUGACCAAAAAUGAUUUGAUGAAUAUUUCUUCACAUUGUGAUGAUGAGCAUCCAUUUAAUGGCUCAAAUAAUAAUAACCGUACCGUUGACAGUCAUGAUCAUGAAAGUAAUGAUAAUGAAAAUGGAAACAACAAAAACAACAACAACAAUAAUACAUGUACAACAGCAACAACAAUCGAUUUUAUGGAUCAUGAAGAUAUAGCAACAUCGGAUGAGAUUUUAUUCAAUCUAGAAACAUUUGAUAUGUUUGGCGAAUUUGAUGAUCAUUUAGUUGAUCAUCAUCCUCAUGAUGAUGAUGAUGAUGAUGAUGAUGGAACAACAACAGUAAAUGACCUUAACCAUAUAACAACAACAACAACUAACCAUAAUAAUAAUAGCAAUGACAACAGCAAUAAUGUUAUGCAUACAAAUCAGUCUAAUCAAGUUAAUGAAACAAUCGCUUCCAAUGACAAUAACGAUAACAAUAACAAUAAAACUGAUGAAGAUAGACGACGAGAUGAAAAAAAUCUCAAUUCUUCAACGUGUAUUGUACGUCCAUCAUCUGAAACUAUUAUUAUGAAUCGAAAAUCUAGUCAAUCCCCUAAUUUCAUCAUCAAACGAACAGAAUCUAUCGAAUCCAAGAAUCGUGAAUGUUUUCUGUUGAAUUCAUCAUCUAAUAAUAAUGUAGGAGCCAAACAAUUGGAUAAUGAAUUGAUUACAACGGAUGAGAAUGAAAUACCGACUUGUGUACAGGAAUUUUGGACAACGAAUAAUUUAACUAAAUCAAAAUUAUUUAUUAAAAAUGGUGGGGGUGGUAGUGGUGUUCGAUCGACAGCAACAACGGAUUCAUUGUCAUACAAUGAAAUCAGUUCCGUUAUAUCAUCAAAUGAGCCAAAUAAUGGUGCUAGUACUAGUAGUAAUACAACACCCAUUGACGUAACCGUUGAUGAGAAUGGAAAUUUUUCCAUUACAAAAACAAGAAAGGCGUCUACUGGUAUUGUUAUGAAUGUAAUAAAUAAUCCACCACCCACAACAUCAACAACAAUAACAACAACAACAACAAUAACGACGACUGCGACGGCAAAAACAAUGUCACAAAAUUAUCCAUUAUUGAAACGACAAUUAAGCACUGCCAAUUUAUUAAUGAUAAAAACUAAUAAUGAUUCAUUGAAUGAUGAAGAAUUUCAAUCACAACCACAACAACGACAAUCAGCAUCAUCAUCAUCCGAUAAUCAACAACAACAACAUCGUAGAAUCGUUAUUGAUUCAGAUACAAUGUUAAAUAAUAAAAACAACAGUAAUAUUGCCGCCACCAUGAACCAUAUCACCGAUUAUUCACCUGAGUGGUGCUAUACAGAAGGUGGCAUCAAAGUUCUUGUCGCCGGUCCUUGGUACAAUGAUUUAAAUUCAAAUAAUCAUUAUCGAAUUCUAUUUGACAAUAUUCCAGUUGCAACGGAAUUGGUUCAAAAUGGUCUACUCAGGUGUUUUAGUCCAAAACAUGACCCUGGUCUUAUAACAUUACAAGUUUCAUGUAAUGAUGUUAUCAUUUCUAAUUCAGUAAUUUUUGAAUAUCGCCAUUCAACCAACAACCACAACAACAACAUGAUUAAAACUACUCAACAAUUGGACAACAGCAUCACUUAUUUCAACCAUAAUGAUGAAAUAUUGAAUCAUCAAAUGGAUUUAUUGAAUCAAAAUUCAUUACAAUUCAAUUCCACCGCAUCGUCAUUGAAUACAACAGCGGCCAUCAAGAUCAAACAACAACAACAACAAUCUUUAGUAAUGGAACCAAUAAAACCAGAAUAAUGACAACUGGCAAAAUUUUUCAAGUUUCGGUUGAAUGAAAAAAACUUAUCGAUUCUUUUUCUCCGACCACGACAAUGAUGAUGGAAUAACUGUGAUUAUUUAUCACGAUUUUUGUGAAUUUAUUUACAUUAUAUGUGAUCGAUAUGAUGGUGGCAUCAUUCAAAGUUCUUAGUCCGGACAUUUCAUUUCAUUUCACUUUUCUUCAUUUACAUAAUUUAUUUUUGUCUUCAGACAAAAGAAAAAAAAUACUGGAUAAGAUGUAAACAUGUUUACAUUGCCAUUGCCAUAUGCAGUCUAAAAUAGAAAUCAAAAUUGCUUCUUUUCCUUGUUUCUAUAUUCGCCAAUCAAUUGACAAAUAUUGUUGACACAUUUCGAAAAAAGAAACUUAGACACACACAUACAUACACACACGAUCAACGAUUUUUUUCGUUACAUUUUUUCAAAUGGAGAAAAAACGAUAAAACUAUUGAGAUCUAUCUCACUCAUAUAUGAAACAUUCGAUCCACGGAAUGAAAAAUCAAACCGAAUCAACAUUCUUGAAUUCUGACCGAAGAAUUGAUUUCCUCACAUCCGACAAAUCUACUUUUUCCUCAUCAUCAUUCAAUUUUAUUUUCCACUAUAUUUUGACUGUGAAAAGCUCCUUCAUCAUUCUGGCGCCGAUUCCUUUCUCUUUCUCUUUCUAUGUGAUGAUCAUAUUGAUUAAUGGAAUGAAUGGUCUUUGAAGCAAAUGCUAAAAUAAUCAAACAAACAUAAUAUCGUCAAAAAUAUUUCAUGUACCCACGACACACACACCCAAACACAUGCACAAUUGUUUAUAACAAAAUAAUGUGCGACAAGAAGCAAACAAAUUCAUUCAUUUUCUGUAUUUUUUGAUUUAUUAUAAAUAAUGAUCGUCGUCUUUUUCUGGUGAUUUCAAAUUGUGGCCAUCGAUUGAAUAAAAUGAAGAAAAAACGAAACCCAAAAAAAAAAAAGAAAAAUUCAAUUAGCUCUAUGGACAUUAAAUGACCGAUUUAAUUGAUUUGAUUCAUCACACAUUCACUGUUUGAUUCAGUAUUACAAAAUCAUCAGCAACAAUUUAUUGAUACGCGCAUCAAAUUUCUUACCAACACCCACACAUACACACGUUGGAUUUAUUCCUUUCUAUUUGAUCUCUAUAUUCAUCAUCAUCAUCUUUAAUUCUUUUCUAAUAAUCAAUCAUAGACAAUUUCAUAUAACUUUUGAAUUUCGAUUAUUCGAAUUUCUAUCCGAUUACAACAAAAUUAUGAAGAACUCUUUAUUCCAUUCUUACUGAUAAAAUGGAUUAUUAUAUUUU
This is a messenger RNA of Dermatophagoides farinae (American house dust mite), 5698 nucleotides long. NCBI's taxonomy places the organism in Eukaryota, Metazoa, Arthropoda, Arachnida, Sarcoptiformes, Pyroglyphidae. The record is from RefSeq and is a predicted model, not a curated record.